GCAUUGGGAUUGUGCUCCUGAUUGGUCAAUUGCUCUACUCUCCUCCAACUCCAAACGCACUUCACCUCCCACCUCCACCUCACAUUCGCAAUGAUGGCCACCUUCCACAGUCCUUGAACCUUGAACCUACGGCCCGAGCCGUCUCAGGCUGAAUCUUCUCUCUACAACACAAUUUCGUGCUCGACAGCAGCUCGUGCCGAAGGCGUCCACAAUGGCCGCGCCGGCCGCCUCUUCCCUCUACACGACCACCUUCCUCCUCGCCAUCCUCAUAACCCUCCUCAUCGCGGCCUCCCUCCGCCUCCUCGCCAUCCUCCCCAAUGGACCCUUCAAACCUAAACCCUUCCGGCGCAGACCGAUUGCAACCCGUGUCCUCAUCGUACUUGGCUCCGGCGGCCACACCCACGAGAUGUUCUACCUCCUUCGGGAUCUGGACACGCGCAAAUACACACACAGAACCUACGUCGUUAGCUCCGGGGACGCAUUCAGCGCCGGACGGGCCGUGGAAUUCGAACGGGAGCUCGAAGCCCGGGAACUCGAGCGGGAGAAGAACGCCACAGCGCAGGACCCGUCCUCUACGAAUACCGCCUCAAGGAAGUUAGAAGAAGAAGCGAAACCCGCCUGCACAGGCCCCUCUCACUACAAUCUUGUCACCCUGCCGCGCGCCCGCCGCGUCCACCAAACCCUCCUCACCUCCCCGAUCACCUCCCUCUACACCCUCCUCUGCAGCUUCCCCCCGCUCCUCUCCUCCCCGCCCCUCCUACCAGGCCAACCCCCACAGAACCCCUACGAAGCCGCCGCCGCCGACCUGCCAGAUCUCAUCAUUACCAACGGUCCCGCAACCGGCGUCAUCGUCGUGCUCGCGUCGCUGAUACUGCGGUUCUUCGAUAUCCGGGGUGCCCAGAGCAGGGGCAAGUGCAGGACAAUUUAUGCGGAGAGUUUUGCGAGGGUGACGAGGUUGAGUUUGAGUGGGAAGAUCCUGGUUUGGUGUGUGGAUCGGUUUUUGGUGCAGUGGGAGGAGCUGGAGGGGGCGGGGAGGGGAAGGGCGGAGUUUUGGGGGGUGCUGGUUUGAGACGGUGUUUUCGAUGCAAGGUGAGGGAAACAUAUCCUCGAUAGCGGGUUUCACGACUGGAUGUGCUUAAUCAAAGUGCAGCAUGUUCUUCAAGCAUAGCGGUACGGCGUUCGGAUGUAUUGGUGCAAACAUUUUCAGAGAUACC
This is a messenger RNA of Westerdykella ornata, 1214 nucleotides long. RefSeq names its product oligosaccharide biosynthesis protein Alg14 like protein. The record is from RefSeq and is a predicted model, not a curated record. Gene Ontology annotation, biological process: dolichol-linked oligosaccharide biosynthetic process. The transcript has a single exon. Bases 212 to 1069 code for a protein of 285 amino acids. Gene Ontology annotation, cellular component: UDP-N-acetylglucosamine transferase complex. Lineage: Eukaryota; Fungi; Ascomycota; Dothideomycetes; Pleosporales; Sporormiaceae.